Molecule: messenger RNA, 1421 nt
Organism: Anopheles merus
Lineage: Eukaryota; Metazoa; Arthropoda; Insecta; Diptera; Culicidae
Product: DDB1- and CUL4-associated factor 13-like
Exons: 2
Coding region: 82-1347 (421 amino acids)
Biological process (GO): maturation of SSU-rRNA from tricistronic rRNA transcript (SSU-rRNA, 5.8S rRNA, LSU-rRNA)
Cellular component (GO): small-subunit processome; nucleolus
Molecular function (GO): protein binding
Source: RefSeq, a predicted model, not a curated record
UCGAGCACGAGGAUAGUUAGACAUUUAAUUGUUUUUAGUUUUGAUUUGAACAACAUCCUACAGUUCCCCGUGUUAACUAAAAUGAAAGUAAAAGUUAUUACAAGGAACCCUGAUAGCACUAGGGAGUACGUGCGUGCGUUGAAUGCUACCAAACUGGAAAGAGCGUUUGCGAAGCCUUUCGUCGGUAAUCUUGAUGGUCAUUGUGAUGGCGUUUCUAUCAUAUCCAAGAACUACGCUAAAAUAUCUUUUAUUGCGAGUGGUGCUUACGACGGCAAUGUCAAGCUGUGGUAUGUGGCUGAUAAAACAUGUAUGAUGAGUAUUAAUGCCCAUGUCGGAUAUUGUCGAGGAAUUGCAUUCAGCUCCGACGAAUCCAGCAUUAUUACGAUUGGCGACGAUAAGAAAAUUAUGACAUGGAAUUUUAAUAUCAACGGGACAGGAGAUUAUAUUGUUAAGCCAGCGAACAUGAUAAUAACUAAAACUGUUCUAGCAUCGCUAUCCCACAGCUACGAGGGGCCUAACUUUGCAACAAGUGGUGAAACUUGCCAUAUCUGGGACGAAAGUCGCAACGAACCUUUGAAGGAACUAAAAUGGGGUGUAGAUUUACUGCAAGACAUUAAGUACAAUCCAAUCGAAACAACACUUCUUGCGGCAUGUGGUUCGGAUCGAGGGAUAAUAUUAUAUGAUCAACGUGAAACAAACCCCAUCCGCAAAAUUGUGAUGACUCUACGUUCUAAUCAGCUUUCGUGGAAUCCAAUGCAAGCAUUUUAUUUCACUGUAGCUAACGAAGACUAUAAUCUUUACACGUACGAUAUUAGGCGGUUUACACACCCGUUAAAAAUACACCAUGGUCACGUAGGCCCAGUUACAUCGGUAGAUUAUGCUCCUACUGGAAGAGAAUUUGUUUCCGGAAGCUAUGAUAAAACCAUUCGUAUAUUUGACGCAGCAAAGGCUAAUAGUAGAGAAAUAUACCACACAAAACGCAUGCAACACGUCACGUGCGUCAACUGGAGUAUGGAUAAUAAAUAUAUUUUCUCCGGAUCCGAUGAGAUGAAUCUUCGUGUAUGGAAGGCAAAUGCAGCCGAAAAAUUGGGAUCAUUACAAAUGCGUGAAAAGAAUGCAUUUAACUACAAUACUGCUCUCAAGGAAAAAUAUGCAGCUCAUCCAUCUGUAAGACGUAUCGCCCAGCAUCGCCAGAUACCGAAAAUCGUUUUUAAUCAACAGGCUAAAAUUCGCACCGCAAAGCUUAAGAAUAAAAAGAAGGAGGAAAACAAACGCCGAAAUUCAAAGCCUGGUAGUGUACCUUACGUAGCAGAAGCUAAAACUAAGGUUGUUAGAUCUGAACACUAGCUCAAACGUUCCCUUAAUUUUUCCGCAUUGAAAUAGGUCAUCUUGUUCAAUAAAUACAAAUUAUGUAUCAUUUA